GAAAAUGUGUCACUUAAAUCCUACAUUAAGCAUCGCGAAACUAAGCGAAAACUUCCUGUUAGCAUUGAUCGAUGGAAAAAUUAUAGUUUAUGAAGUACCCCUCUCACCCCAUGGAGCGAUAGCAGGCAAAAUUGCAGUCUUGAUACAUUCCUGGAAUAAUCAAUUAGUUGGCGCAAGUGUAGAGGAUCGUAUUGUUGGAAGGAUUGAGACUAUUCCUAGCUUGCAUGGUCUUUCGACAGGUUGUUUUUCUUCACGAACAACCAUUCAAAUUUAUAUUGCGAUCAAAUUAUUUUUCAAGCGUCAGGAUGGUGCAAAGAUUUUCUUACAAAUUCUGUUGAUAUUCCACUUCUCAACAACUGCAUGCAAUGCUCCUGGUAUUCCAAAUUAUCAAUUGCAUAUCCCUGCCGGUGAACUUUUUAAUGGUUCUCUUAGUGGCGUUCCAGCUGGAACAAUUACUUGGAUUUAUGGGAAUUACAAAAUAUAA
Funneliformis geosporum is the source of this 484-nucleotide messenger RNA. NCBI's taxonomy places the organism in Eukaryota, Fungi, Glomeromycota, Glomeromycetes, Glomerales, Glomeraceae. The record is from the annotation of a GenBank genome assembly.